Messenger RNA from Melampsora larici-populina 98AG31, 1223 nucleotides. RefSeq lists its product as uncharacterized. Gene Ontology annotation, molecular function: structural constituent of ribosome. Gene Ontology annotation, biological process: mitochondrial translation. Lineage: Eukaryota; Fungi; Basidiomycota; Pucciniomycetes; Pucciniales; Melampsoraceae. The record is from RefSeq and is a predicted model, not a curated record. Bases 30 to 1115 code for a protein of 361 amino acids. The transcript is spliced from 2 exons. Gene Ontology annotation, cellular component: mitochondrial small ribosomal subunit.
AUCGAUUAUCGUAUACAGCAUUCUUGAACAUGACUUCGAAUCUUGUCAAAUGCUACCCAUGCCUUAUCCCGAAGCGGCCUCGGAUGCCUCAGCCUCUCAUCGUGGAUUCAACUCACCCUCGACAGUUCGUCACGAGUGCGAUUUCGCAAGCCGGAGGAAAAAAUAAAAUCAAAGUGACUGGCAAGGGUCGAUUGAAGGAUCAUCCACUUGGUGGACCUGGAAUGGAAGAAGCUUUCGAUAUAGAGAGAGAUCUAGUGAAACCAUUUGCUAUGCAAGAUGUACCUGGUGUCACUCAUCUUCGGUGGGCAGAAGCUCGAAAGCGGUUACACGCAUUACGUGUUAUCAAAUUUCAGAUGCCAUCCUUAGCCAAAUUCCGUCAACCUUUUGUACCACCAAGUCCCGAUGCUCAUCUGAUCGUCAAAACACAUGAUGAUAUGGACUUUCAUUACGGUCAAGCAGAUUCACAAAGGCCUAAUCGAAAAGUCACGGUCAAACUUAACUUAUCUCGAUUUCCUAAAUUAAUCGAAUCUCCCGAAGCCAUGCACAAGAUCAAAUUACUUGCAGGCAGUCGUUGGACUGCUCCUAACAUUCGAUCUCCCUUCGACACUAAUGAACACUACGACGAUCCAAACGGUUCGGUGACCAUAGCUUGUGACAAAUACCCAACUCGAGCCAUGAAUGAAAGAUGGUGCUCAGAAACAGUUGAUCGCCUUCUUACUGUUGCCACCUCACCCGAUACAGACAAGAUGACAGACAUUCCGCUUGAUCUUCGACCAUCAGAACGAAGAAGGAUUCGAAACUCUCGGCAGCCGUGGAAAGCUAAGGGCGACAGUGCAGUCCGUUUCCCAUUGGAAUGGCUCACCCCAACUGUUCGUGCUCGACUUGAGGCAAAUCAGGCAAAUAAAAUUAGUGUCAAGCAAAAUUGUAGGCAAGCGCUGGCUCGCUCGGACCAAGAAUUGCGACAGUUGGUGAAAUGGGAUGGAAUAGGCUUGGCCCCUAUCGGCUUGUUCGACAGACUUGGGCCGGUGGAAAAGAAGAGGUUAAAUGAGAUCAUCGAGGAACGAUCUCAACUACGCGCCUCGCUUGUCAACUCAGAGGCUGCUGUGGACAAGUAGAGAUACCUAGUGCGCGAAGGGACUUUCUGAAGCUCACAGCUAUCAUUCAAUGCAAUAGACUUAAUCAUGCAUACGCAGAUUUGCAAAUUCGCCAUCAUGUCCCGAGGG